This is a messenger RNA of Phoenix dactylifera (date palm), 921 nucleotides long. RefSeq names its product nascent polypeptide-associated complex subunit alpha-like protein 4. The record is from RefSeq and is a predicted model, not a curated record. NCBI's taxonomy places the organism in Eukaryota, Viridiplantae, Streptophyta, Magnoliopsida, Arecales, Arecaceae. Gene Ontology annotation, cellular component: nascent polypeptide-associated complex.
UGACGCCUUCCUCGAACCGAGGGGAAAGGGAGCCGCCGCCCUGUCCCCCAAAGACACAGGAGAGAAGGAGAUGCCGGGCCCCAUCGUCCAAGGAGAAGAAGAGCAGCUCGCCUCGUCCCUCAUGGAGGAACAGCAACAGCAGCAGGACGAUGCCCCCGUCGUCGAAGACGUCAACGAGGACGAAGACGAGGACGACGACGACGACGAUGACGCCGAAGGUGAACAAGGAGCAGGUGCAAAUGAAAGCUCCAAUCAGAGCAGGAGCGAGAAAAAGAGCCGCAAGGCCAUGCUGAAGCUUGGGAUGAAACCUGUUACCGGUGUCAGUAGGGUUGCCAUCAAGAGAACCAAAAAUAUCUUGUUCGUCAUAUCGAAACCUGAUGUCUUCAAGAGCCCGAACUCUGAGACAUAUGUCAUAUUUGGUGAGGCCAAAAUAGGGGACCUAAGCUCCCAGCUGCAAACACAAGCUGCCCAGCAGUUCAGGAUGCCAGACCUCAGCAAUGUUAUGGCAAAGCCGGAUGUGUCUGCUGCUGCACCUGCUGAUGAGGAUGAGGAGGAAAUUGAUGAGACUGGAGUGGAGCCUCGUGACAUUGAUCUUGUUAUGACACAGGCUGGCGUGUCUAGAGGGAAGGCUAUUAAAGCACUCAAGACCCACAGUGGGGAUAUUGUUAGUGCUAUAAUGGAGCUCACUGCCUAAUAUUUGCUUAGAAUUAUUUCUUCUUGAUGUCUUGUUAGAGUUUACCACAUUUUCAUCGGUAUCAUGUUGGCUAAUAUGAACAACUUGCGUAGCAUAACAUUUUAGUUGGUUUGAAAAUGAGAUUUUUCAAGUUGUGAGGUCGUGUCCUUAUCAGUGUCUAUGAAAACAUUUCCAUCAUCACAUUCUUUUCUGCUUGUAUCAUACUUAAUGGAUUGUGUUUCAUUGCA